Molecule: messenger RNA, 3976 nt
Organism: Rhinolophus ferrumequinum (greater horseshoe bat)
Lineage: Eukaryota; Metazoa; Chordata; Mammalia; Chiroptera; Rhinolophidae
Gene: ABCD3
Product: ATP binding cassette subfamily D member 3
Exons: 23
Coding region: 120-2099 (659 amino acids)
Biological process (GO): long-chain fatty acid import into peroxisome; fatty acid beta-oxidation; peroxisome organization
Cellular component (GO): peroxisomal membrane; peroxisome
Molecular function (GO): ABC-type transporter activity; long-chain fatty acid transmembrane transporter activity; ATP hydrolysis activity
Source: RefSeq, a predicted model, not a curated record
UCCUGCGCGGACGGCAACGCCCUCCCUCUGCGCACUCCUCUCCUCCCAGUCUCCCCCGCGCUUCCUACCUUGAGGCACUCACGGCCGCGUCUCCUUUCCUGGCUCACGCAGGCUGUGCCAUGGCGGCCUUCAGCAAGUACUUGACGGCGCGAAACUCCUCGCUGGCGGGGGCCGGGUUCCUGCUGCUCUGCUUGCUCCAUAGGCGGCGCCGCGCCCUGGGCCUGCAAGGUAAGAAAAGUGGAAAACCACCAUUACGGAACAAUGAGAAAGAGGGGAAAAAAGAACGAGUUAUGGUGGACAAGUUGUUUUUUUCAAGGCUCACGCGGAUUCUGAAAAUCAUGGUCCCUAGAACAUUUUGUAAAGAGACAGGUUAUUUGAUACUUAUUGCUGUUAUGCUGGUGUCUCGAACAUAUUGUGAUGUUUGGAUGAUUCAAAAUGGGACACUCAUUGAAAGUGGUAUCAUUGGUCGUAGCAGAAAAGAUUUCAAGAGAUACUUAUUCAACUUCAUCGCUGCCAUGCCUCUCAUCUCUCUGGUUAAUAACUUCUUGAAGUUUGGGUUAAAUGAGCUCAAACUGUGCUUCCGAGUAAGACUAACCAAACACCUCUAUGAGGAGUAUCUCCAAGCUUUCACAUACUAUAAAAUGGGAAAUCUGGACAACAGAAUAGCUAAUCCAGACCAGCUGCUUACCCAAGAUGUAGAAAAGUUUUGUAACAGUGUAGUCGAUCUAUAUUCAAAUCUUAGUAAGCCAUUUUUAGACAUAGUUUUGUAUAUCUUCAAGUUAACAAGUGCAAUAGGAGCUCAGGGCCCUGCAAGCAUGAUGGCCUACUUGCUUGUUUCUGGGCUAUUCCUAACUCGACUUAGAAGACCCAUUGGUAAGAUGACAAUAACUGAGCAAAAGUAUGAAGGAGAGUAUAGAUACGUUAAUUCCCGGCUCAUCACAAACAGUGAAGAAAUUGCCUUUUACAAUGGGAAUAAAAGAGAAAAGCAGACAAUCCACACAGUCUUCCGAAAACUGGUGGAACACCUACAUAAUUUCAUUUUGUUUCGGUUUUCUAUGGGCUUCAUUGAUAGCAUAAUUGCCAAAUAUCUUGCCACUGUAGUUGGUUAUCUAGUUGUCAGUCGUCCUUUCCUAGAUUUGUCUCAUUCUCGACAUCUCAAGAGUACACAUGCCGAACUUUUGGAGGAUUACUACCAAAGUGGAAGGAUGCUUUUGCGAAUGUCUCAAGCUCUGGGUCGAAUAGUUUUGGCUGGCCGUGAAAUGACUAGAUUGGCUGGUUUUACCGCUCGGAUUUCAGAAUUAAUGCAAGUACUAAAGGAUUUAAAUCAUGGAAAAUAUGAACGCACAAUGGUCUCACAACAGGAAAGGGGUACUGAAGCAGCACAAGUCAUUCCCUUGAUACCUGGUGCAGGAGAAAUCAUCAAUGUUGAUAACAUCAUAAAAUUUGAUCAUGUUCCUUUAGCAACGCCAAAUGGAGAUAUCUUGAUCCGAGACCUUAAUUUUGAAGUUCGAUCUGGGGCCAACGUUCUAAUUUGUGGCCCAAAUGGCUGUGGGAAGAGUUCACUUUUCCGUGUUCUUGGUGAAUUAUGGCCUCUUUUUGGAGGACGUCUAACUAAACCUGAGAGAGGAAAGUUAUUUUAUGUUCCUCAGAGACCUUAUAUGACCCUUGGAACACUUCGAGACCAAGUGAUAUAUCCAGAUGGAAGAGAAGAUCAGAAAAAGAAGGGGAUAUCUGACUUCGUACUGAAGGAAUACUUAGAUAAUGUCCAGUUGGGUCAUAUCCUUGAACGUGAAGGAGGCUGGGACAGUGUUCAGGAUUGGAUGGAUGUACUCAGUGGUGGAGAGAAACAAAGAAUGGCAAUGGCAAGAUUAUUUUAUCAUAAACCUCAGUUUGCCAUUUUGGAUGAGUGCACAAGUGCAGUUAGUGUGGACGUGGAGGGUUACAUUUACAGCCAUUGUCGGAAGGUCGGCAUCACCCUCUUCACUGUAUCACAUAGGAAGUCUCUUUGGAAACACCAUGAGUACUACCUGCAUAUGGAUGGCAGAGGCAAUUACGAAUUUAAACAGAUAACAGAAGAUACAGUUGAGUUUGGCUCUUAGAAUCGGAGGACUGUACCUGCUUCAAUGAAAUUACAGAACACAGGAAUACAAAGUACAUUGUAAAAUAAAGUUGAGCUUUUUUUUUUUUAAAGAAAAGCAACAAAUUAAAUAUAAACUAAUCAAGAUCAAGUUGUUAAAACAUUUAAUAUUAUAUAGGGUAUGCUAAUUGUGUAUAUGUUGGUUUAAUUAUUAAUAUGUACUAAGAAUGACCUUAUUCUUGUGGUUAAAAAACUGCCUAAAUUAAAUUGGGCUUAAAUCAGUGUAACUUGAUUCAUCCUGGGAUGUAAACCAUUUGAAGUCAGCUAAUUUGACUUUUAUGGCUCUAUCUUUUCCUUCAAUGAAGAACCCUAUUUAAAACUGGGGUCAUCGCUUGUCCUGUUCUAACAAGAUAGUCUUGAGUUUCAUUUUCUUGUGCCCCAUGAUGGUGGGAAACAAACAAAUCAUAGUGUAUUAUCAAAAUGUACAGCAUCAUUGCAUAAUAGCAUUUAUUAUACAGUGGCAGAUUGCUUUAGCUGCCACAGUUAUACUCAUUACUUGUAUAUGUCUUGGAGGUACCUUUGACUCCAGGAAAGCCAUUUGAAUUUUCUUUGGCCAAAUAAUAAAUGUGCCCCUCUCAAUCUGCAACAUUGAGUUGUUUUGAGGGUUCUUUGUGGAGAUACAACAAAAGUAUAAGGAGUCUUGCCUACAAGGGGUGGCUACUGUGUUUCACACCUAUUCUUCCCAAUGUUUGGGAUGUUAAAACACAAAGCCCUCACAUGGCAAGCUCAAGGUUUUAAAGAUUUUUAGCUAUUUUUUAAAAAUUGGACAGAUUUGUAUACAUUAGAAACCCAUUCAUUAGAAGUGUGUUGGCUCCAUGAUGGUAAACUCCAGACGAGCCAUAGGAAAGCACUGAGUAUGCAGUGUCGUCAUUGUCUUUGUGAUUUUAUGUUUAAAAAUGUGUUACCAAACUAUUAUGCACACGGGUGAAUUCUGUUCCCUAGGAACUGGUUUAUCUCUGAAUCUUUAAUAACUUUUUUAUAUUUGGGUUAUUACGUUGAGCUGUCCUAACAGAAAUGGAUCUCACCUCACCAAACCACCAUUAUCGAUCACAUGUAUUAUUUGCACAGGGAAAACUGAAACUGAAUAUUAUCAAUAAGCUCGAUAUGAAAUCAGUUUCAUCAAACGGGGGUUCAGAAAGGGGUUUUUAUAUUCUUGUUUCUGCCUAACUGGUUUUGUUUUUUUGCAGAAUUAACUAUAAUAACCACCGGUUACUGAAAUAAAAUUGAUGUACUGAUUCCAUAAUACAUAACAUUCAAUUUUUACCACUCUCUUUAGCAAACUUAUAUAUGUCCUCAUUUUCUGUUCAGAUUAAAAAAACAAAAAAGAUAUCCUAUACAUCUUUUGCUUGUUCUUUUUAUUCUUGUAUCUAAAUACUGAGUAGUUCAUACAUAGUUCAUAGUCUUGACUUGAAAAACACAAAAAUAAAUUAAUAUUCAGAAAGAUUUUUUAGCACCCAAUGUCUUUUUUAAAAAGUUGUGUCAAAUGUGGUUUUAGUGGAAUGAAUUUCUCUUUUAGAAAACCCAGUUAAAACCUAUAGAGUACCUCCCAAAUGCUACCAAAUAGAAGAACUUAAAAGAUAUUAUCAGUCCCGAGAAAGAUUUUAAGACAUGAAGGAAGUUUGAGAUGUUCAGAUUUCUAGAUUACCCUAAACUACUAAUAGUUGUCUAAUUUCUUCUGUAAUGUAUUCCUGCCAUUCAAAAAAAAUUAUUUUUCUUUUUAAAUUUAACAAAUGUUAAAGUGCCUCAUCAUUUGAGGCAUAGAGGAAGAUCCUUUUCCUGGACAAUCACAGUGUACAUUAUUAACAGAAUGAUGGCUCUAAAAGGCCUACAAUAAAGAAA